Molecule: messenger RNA, 2879 nt
Organism: Scylla paramamosain (green mud crab)
Lineage: Eukaryota; Metazoa; Arthropoda; Malacostraca; Decapoda; Portunidae
Product: cryptochrome DASH-like
Exons: 13
Coding region: 17-1687 (556 amino acids)
Biological process (GO): photoreactive repair
Molecular function (GO): deoxyribodipyrimidine photo-lyase activity; damaged DNA binding; FAD binding
Source: RefSeq, a predicted model, not a curated record
UUCAGAUUGUCCAUAGAUGAGGAUUGUUAGUAUGGUGCUGCUUGCCACAGUGCGGCGCCUCGAGGUGAGGAGAGCGGUGAAUUGUCGCAUAAAGGUACCAGCCUUAAAAAGUCAGCGAAGCAGUGGGAAUAAAGUGCUGUCAAGUAUGACUGAAGGAAACUCUCGUGUGGCCAUCUGUUGGCUGCGGAAUGACCUCAGAUAUCAUGACAAUGAGAUUCUUCUUAAGGCAAACAUCAAUGCUGACCAAGUGCUGCCAGUUUACUGCUAUGACCCUCGUCACUUCAAGGGAACUUAUCACUUCAGUUUUCCCAAAACUGGAUCACAUCGUGCCAGAUUCUUACUGGAGAGUGUGGCAGACUUUCGCAACACCCUGAGAGAUAAAGGCAGUGACUUGGUUGUGAGGCUUGGUCAACCAGAACAGAUCUUGCCACUUUUGGUGAAGUCUCUGUCUGCUAGAGAGUGCCACAUUGUGUACCAGGAAGAGGUGACCAAAGAAGAGAAGGAUGUGGAAAUCAAACUAAAAGAAAACUGCCGUCAACUUGGGGUGCAGAUCCACUCAUUGUGGGGCCUGACUCUCUACCACAAGUCUGAUUUGCCAUUUCCAGUCACCAGAGUUCCUGAUACAUACACUGGCUUUCGCAAGGCAGUGGAGGCUCAGAGCCAUGUGAGGGCACCAGUGGUAAUGCCAGAGCGCAUGAAGCCCCUCCCACCAGAUGUAGAUGUGGGGCAGCUGCCAACUCUAGCUCAGCUUGGAGUUAAAGAACAACUCAUUGACCAAAGAACUGCUUUCCCAUUCUCUGGUGGCGAGUCACAUGGUUUGGGUCGAUUAAGGCAGUAUUUAUGGGAGACAGAUAAUGUAUUCAUCUACAAAGAAACCAGAAAUGGUUUGCUGGGCUCAGACUACUCAACAAAAUUUAGCCCCUGGUUGGCUCAUGGUUGCCUCUCCCCUCGCCACAUUCAUGCUGAGGUGCGUCGAUAUGAGAAGGAGCGUCAGGCCAAUCAGAGUACCUACUGGGUUCUCUUUGAGAUGAUCUGGAGGGAUUAUUUCAAGUUUGUAUGUAUGAAGUUUGGAGACCGAGUGUUCUAUCCAUCAGGAAUUAUGGGCAAGAAAAUCUGUUGGAAGAAAGAUCACCUCAUGUUCCAGAAGUGGAAAGAGGGCAGAACUGGAAUGCCAUUUGUAGAUGCCAACAUGAGAGAGCUGCAGGAGACGGGCUGGAUGAGCAACCGUGGCCGACAGAAUGUUGCAUCCUUCCUUGUCAAAGAUAUGGGUCUGGAUUGGAGACUUGGAGCCGAGUGGUUUGAAUCUCAACUGCUUGAUCAUGAUGUGUGUAGUAAUUAUGGAAACUGGAACUAUGCAGCUGGCAUUGGCAAUGACCCAAGAGAGAAUAGAAAGUUCAACAUGGUCAAACAGGCUUUUGAUUAUGACCCAAAGGGUGAUUUUGUGCGAUGUUGGGUGCCUGAGUUGGCUGGGUUGAAGGAAGCAAUGAUCCACACUCCAUGGAAGCUUACUGGAAGUCAGCUGUCCUCUGCAGGGGUUGUUCUAGGAGACACUUAUCCAAAUCCUAUCUUGGUUGCCCCUGAGUGGGAUCGACACCAACAUAAAGGGGUGCAAAGAAAAGGACCAGCAUUCAAAGGACCAAGACAGCGAGGAAUUGACUUUUAUUUUAAAUCACCUCCCAAAAUGUGAUGUUGACUGCAGUUUGUUAUAUUUCCUAAUGAUAGCAUGUGUUUCAUCUCACGAAAAAGUUCACACAUUUCACUGCUUGAAUGGUAAAUUUUGAAUUCUUACUGGCUUUCUUAUACAUCAAAAUGAUGAUGUGUAUAUACAUUAUAUAUAAUAAAUCAAUCAUGUGGCACAAAAUGUAAGAAUAUGUGGUAUUGGUGGCUAUCAGCACAUGACUGCUUUUUUUAUUUAGUGUUAAUCAAGCCUUGAUUUCCAUCAUUAGAGCAUAACAUUUGCUCCAUGAAUGAGAUAUCUUGUUGAUUUCACUUAUCUUUCUCUCUAUGUCUAUACUAGAUUGGCAAUCCUAGACAAAGUGCCAUCCACUUAUACACACAUCAUGUACUUUCUUUGCUAAGACAAAAUAUGAUGGGUAUAUGAAUCUCUCUCUCUCUCUCUCUCUCUCUCUCUCUCUCUCUCUCUCUCUCUCUCUCUCUCUCUCUCUCUCUCUCUCUCUCUCUCUCUCUCUCUCUCUCUCUCUCUCUCUCUCUCUCUCUCUCUCUUAAUAAUAAGUGAAAUGACUGCCCAUUCUGUGGUGUUGGAAAAAUACUGCACUCCAUGCUUGCUGUAAAACUCAAUUAAAGGGGCUGAGUGAGGGGAUUGGAGACCUUUCCUUUAUUUUUUCUAUGUAUUUUUUUUUUUUUUUUCUGCAAGGUGUGACAUCUUGUCUUGGCUAAUAUCCAUCCUUGAAGAAAGGAUCCUUGCUUGGUAUUUAGAUUUUUAAUUAGUUAAAUACGGUGAAUUAUGCCAAAGCUUGUUCAAUUUUAUACAUUUCCCAAAUUUACCGGUGAAAAAUAAACUGAAAUGAUAUAUAACGAUUUCUCAUGUGAAUUUUUGAGUGCAUAUACUUAUUUUUAGAAAUUAGGUACAGAUGUCAAAUAAUCUAUGUAUUAAAGCAGUAAAAUAUUUGCCAUCUUCAAACUACUAAACUACUUUGAGUAAAAAUCAAACAUUUAAUGUUCGUUAUAUGUUGCUAUUAGUGCAUAUUUGACCCGAACUUUUUAAAGAUAUUUCUGGUAGGUGUGGUUGUAAUCUCAAGGUAUCUCCAAGAUUGAUCUUAAGUCAACUAUUUUUUUUAACAGUGUUUUCUUUUGGUGUAAUUAAUUCAGAAAACUUUGUAAAUUGUAUUUCAUAUAUUUGAUAAUAAAAUAUCUCCUUA